Molecule: messenger RNA, 992 nt
Organism: Mercenaria mercenaria
Lineage: Eukaryota; Metazoa; Mollusca; Bivalvia; Venerida; Veneridae
Product: 39S ribosomal protein L55, mitochondrial-like
Exons: 3
Coding region: 132-503 (123 amino acids)
Biological process (GO): translation
Cellular component (GO): mitochondrial large ribosomal subunit
Molecular function (GO): structural constituent of ribosome
Source: RefSeq, a predicted model, not a curated record
GGUGCCUUUGCUUAAAAGGUUUUAUAACAAACUCACAUGAAAGUGUGUCUAAAACAAAAAAUUAUGACAAACUGGAAAAAUAAUGAAACUAUUUAUACAUUAUUAUUUUUGAAGAUCUUAAGCAACUCAAAAUGGCUGCCUUGGUCCGAAUCACAAGGCCAUUCAGACAGACAACAUGCAGUGUUUGCUCCCAGUUACCUAGUAUUCAAAAUGAACGCUACAAUUCUAACAGAACUUCAAUAACGAGGACAAAAACGGCCCAUUAUGUCAGAACAUACCCAACUUUACUUGUUUUACCUGAUGGAUCAAGCAUUACAGUCAGAUAUGAAAAACCUAGAAGAAUAAUCAAAUUACCAGUAGACCUUUCCACAUUAACAGAUCAAGAAAAAGAAGCCAGGAUAAUGAUAUUUAAUCCACCAAAGAAAACUGAAGUUAAAGAAGACAUUGAGGAUGAUUUUAAUGUUAAUGAAUAUACUCAAAUGUUCAGAAAGAAGAGAAAAUGAUUGUAGGAGAUUUCAGUGCUAAAUGACAGCAGGAUUGGUUGGAACGCAUUGCAGAUUGGAAUUGUUACAUUUUAUUACAUAUUUAUGUGAGUUACUAAAUAAAUAGGUUAAAAUUCUUGAAAUAUAUCAAAUAUUUUUUUCAUUGGUACAGAAAUAUUUAUGGAUGAAGUUUGGUUAAAACCAUUGAAAAGACAUGAAAAAAAUGUGUGUUUUACAUGUCAUUGUAUGGUCAACAUAUAUUUCAUUUGUGAUCCCCAGAUAUAGGUAGUGCAUUUUUGCUCAUAGAAAUGCCACUCUUGAAAAUAUCUUGCCUGAUGAUCAUUCAUAGAAAGGUAUUUAAAUUUUACCCUAAAAUAAACAAAUACCUUGUGACUAGUAAAAGAAAAACAAAAUACAGUUAGUUUCUCAUGGCCAAGUACUGUUUUGUCUGAAAUGUUCUUUUCUACAGAUUGAUUCUUGAAUGUAUUAAAUAAAGAAAACAAAAUUGAA